AAAUAAUUCCUCUGCUUUUCUUUUCUAGUAAAUAAUUUACGAGGUCUUUUUUUAUAUAUUUGUUCUUUUUUUAGCACCAUGCGAUCUCUGUAGUUUUGAGAAUCAAUUCAUAUUGCAUCAAACUUAGAGCGUAAGAUAAUUAAAAGAAAAAAGAUAAUGUUAUAUUCGUAUCUACAUGUAGUUAAUAACUGACACAGUGGAAAAUUAACUUAACGGAAAAAUAUUAGUCGCGUGACGUGGAAAGGAUCGAUUUGUUGUAAACACAAAUAUAACUGUUCUAUAUUCUGACACUCAUGAUGUCAAUACGAUGUGAGAUGAUGAAAUCCGUUGCGAAAUGCAGGUUGCGCAAAACGUGAUGAGAAAACAUAGUUGUAGCAUCGAACAAACGUAAGAUAUGUCGAUUCUAUCAGUCCGUUGGGGGUCAAUAGUUUACAAGGGCAACGCAGAUAAUAACACGGAGAGGAAUUACGAAAGGAUUUACUCUCUAGGCAUUUUAAUGUGCAAUAUAUAUCCAACAAUUUAUAUCAAAUCUAUAUGUCGGCGUUGUGUUUUUCACACCAGAUUGCAAUGGAAAUAUUUCACGACCAAGACAGCGAACACUGUGCCGAAGCAAUGUCUCGUCUUUCCACGGAGGAAUCAAAAUGCACGAGACCGCGAAGCAAAGGUGAAACUAGAGGACAAAGGCCUACUGGUCUUACACACGAAUGCGGUGUUUUCGGUUGCAUCGCUGCGGGGGACUGGCCAUCACAAAUUGACGUUGCCCAAGUAGUUUGUUUAGGUUUAGUGGCGUUGCAACACAGGGGGCAAGAAAGCGCGGGAAUCGUAACCAGCGAGGGCGUCUGCUCGAAGUCAUUCCAUGUUCAUAAGGGUAUGGGAAUGAUCAAUAAUAUUUUCAACGAUGAGAAUAUGAGAAAGCUCAAAGGAAAUCUUGGAAUUGGUCAUACCAGAUACAGUACAAGUGCAGCCAGCGAAGAAGUCAACUGUCAGCCGUUUGUGGUGCACACCGCGCACGGGGCACUGGCAGUUGCGCAUAACGGAGAAUUAGUCAACACGGAGUCCCUUCGAAAAAUGGUAUUAGGCCGAGGCGUUGGCUUGUCGACGCACUCGGACUCGGAGCUCAUAACACAAGCGCUCUGCUUGAAUCCGCCGGAAGGUGAAGUCAACGGACCGGAUUGGCCUGCGCGUAUCAAGCACCUCAUGCAACUGGCGCCGUUGUCGUACUCCUUAGUCAUAAUGCAGAGGGACAAGAUUUAUGGCGUGCGAGAUCCCUACGGAAAUCGACCCCUUUGCCUGGGGAAGAUCGUGCCGAUUGGCAAUUUAGCGAGUAACGAGUCCGACGAAGAGGACGAUGAGGCGGAAGGCUGGGUAAUUUCGUCGGAAUCUUGCGGAUUCUUGAGUAUCGGCGCGAGAUACGUUCGCGAGGUAUUUCCCGGCGAAAUUGUGGAGCUGACCAGAGAGGGCGUUAAGACUAUCGAGAUAGUGGAAAGGCCGAACAAAAAACCGCAGGCGUUUUGCAUAUUCGAGUACGUCUACUUCGCCAGGAGCGACAGCAUUUUUGAGGGACAAAUGGUUUAUUCAGUGCGCAUGCAAUGCGGACGGGUGCUAGCGAUGGAAUCCCCGGUUGUAGCGGACAUAGUCAGUUCCGUGCCGGAAUCUGGCACCGCUGCGGCACACGGAUACGCCAGACAGUCUAAUAUACCUUUCGCUGAAGUGCUGUGCAAAAACAGAUACGUAGGUAGAACGUUCAUUCAGCCUAGCACGCGACUCAGGCAGCUCGGAGUGGCCAAGAAAUUCGGGGCUUUGUCGGAGAAUGUGAAGGGAAAGAAAAUAGUUCUCAUUGACGAUUCUAUCGUCCGGGGAAAUACGAUCGGUCCGAUUAUCAAAUUGUUACGUGACGCGGGCGCUAAAGAGGUUCAUGUCAGAAUAGCGUCGCCGCCGCUGAAGUAUCCGUGUUACAUGGGCAUCAAUAUACCAACCAGAGAGGAACUUAUCGCGAAUAAGCUUGACAAUAUAAAGCUGGCCAAACACGUGGGGGCGGACAGUUUAACGUACCUCUCGGUCGAGGGACUUGUCGAGGCGGUUAGGCACCGCAUGGACAAUCGGGAGAGCAAUUACAUCGGCCACUGCACCGCCUGCCUAACGGGAGAGUACCCAGACGAAUUGCCCGGUGAUCUCGACUGGUGAAGACGUUAUGUGCGCACACAACUUUUCAUCCUAAAAUCAAACAAAACUCAGGUCUCAAACAUUGUAGCAUUCUGCGAUAUACGACAAAGUGUUAUAUUAUUAUAGAAUAUAUAUAUAUAUAUUUGUGUAGAUAUUACUUUGUGCACACAUAAAAUGUUUCAAUUGAUAAACUUUGAUCGAAAAGAUCCUACUAAAUUCUCUUGAAUUUCGACGACAAAUUUAUACAUACGGAGUGUUAAAAUAAGUAUGAAUAAUAUAAUAUAAUGAAUAAUAUAUAAGAUUGUGUUUUCUACUUUAUAGAAUUUUCUAGAAUUUUUUAAAUAGAAAAUAUCUCUACUUUUGGGUUCAAUUCAAAUUCAGUAUUUUAUAACAUUAUUUCAUUUUGUAACAUUAUUAUGCGUAUGAUCAUGUAUGUACGAAAUAAAAAAAAUGACAAGUAACAAUAUAUGAUAAUACUUUUUUUUAUGUUUUCUAAAAUGAAAGUGUUACAUUCAAAAUGAAAGUGUUAUAGAAUAUUAUUCUUUAUACUUGUAAUAUUUGUAAUCAUAUAUACUAAUAUUGAGAGUGUAUUUAAAAUUAAAUGCGAAUAAGAUUAAGAAGCAUUCCAUUUUUACUACGAAUUAUAUUCUCAUGAGACAGAAUUAGUGUUACAAAAAAUUAACAUUCAAUUUACAUUAAAUUAUAUAAUUGCUUUUUUCAUAUGA
This is a messenger RNA of Wasmannia auropunctata (little fire ant), 2888 nucleotides long. RefSeq names its product amidophosphoribosyltransferase-like. Lineage: Eukaryota; Metazoa; Arthropoda; Insecta; Hymenoptera; Formicidae. Gene Ontology annotation, molecular function: amidophosphoribosyltransferase activity. The record is from RefSeq and is a predicted model, not a curated record. Bases 535 to 2184 code for a protein of 549 amino acids. The transcript has 8 exons. Gene Ontology annotation, biological process: purine nucleobase biosynthetic process; purine nucleotide biosynthetic process.